UUUUGAGGAGGCGGAGUUCUGUCCUUCACCGGCAGGAGAGCAGUGGGACGUUUGGUGGCGACAGCAGCCGCCAGGCGCAGCCCUGCCUUGGGCGCGGGCUUUACAUUCCUGGCUGACCAAAGUGACCUCAAAAAGGAGGGAAAAUGGCUUCUGAAUCUGAAACCCUGAAUCCCAGUGCUCGGAUAAUGACCUUUUAUCCCACCAUGGAGGAGUUCCGGAACUUCAGUCGAUAUAUUGCCUACAUUGAAUCCCAGGGAGCUCAUCGGGCUGGGCUGGCCAAGGUUGUUCCCCCAAAAGAGUGGAAGCCACGAGUAUCCUAUGAUGACAUUGAUGAUCUGGUCAUUCCUGCUCCCAUCCAACAGCUGGUGACUGGGCAGUCUGGCCUCUUUACUCAAUACAACAUACAAAAGAAAGCCAUGACUGUUCGAGAGUUCCGCAAAAUAGCCAACAGUGAUAAGUACUGUACCCCACGCUAUAAUGAGUUUGAAGAACUUGAACGGAAAUACUGGAAAAACCUCACAUUCAAUCCGCCAAUCUAUGGUGCUGAUGUGAAUGGCACCCUCUAUGAAAAGCAUGUUGAUGAGUGGAAUAUUGGCCGGCUGAAAACAAUCCUGGAUUUGGUGGAAAAGGAGAGUGGGAUCACCAUUGAGGGUGUGAACACCCCAUACCUGUACUUCGGCAUGUGGAAGACAUCCUUUGCUUGGCAUACUGAGGACAUGGACCUGUACAGCAUUAAUUACCUGCACUUUGGAGAACCAAAGUCCUGGUACUCCGUUCCCCCUGAGCAUGGAAAGCGGUUGGAGCGCCUUGCCAAAGGCUUUUUUCCAGGAAGUGCUCAAAGCUGCGAGGCUUUUCUCCGCCAUAAGAUGACCCUGAUUUCCCCUUUAAUGUUGAAGAAAUACGGAAUUCCCUUUGACAAGGUGACUCAAGAAGCGGGAGAGUUUAUGAUCACUUUCCCUUAUGGUUACCAUGCCGGCUUUAACCAUGGCUUCAAUUGUGCGGAGUCUACCAAUUUUGCCACCCGGCGAUGGAUUGAGUAUGGCAAACAAGCUGUGCUGUGCUCCUGUAGAAAGGACAUGGUGAAGAUCUCCAUGGAUGUGUUUGUGAGGAAGUUCCAGCCAGAAAGGUACAAACUUUGGAAAGCUGGAAAGGACAGCACAGUUAUUGACCAUACUCUGCCCACGCCGGAAGCUGCUGAGUUUCUGAAGGAGAGCGAACUGCUCCCAAGAGCCAAGAGUGAGGAGGCAUGCCCAGAGGAGGGUGACAUGGAAGGGGCUGAGGACGGAGAGGAGGGCGACCUGAGGAGAAGUCUAGCCAAGCACCGCAUAGGGACAAAGAGGCACCGAGUUUGUCUUGAAAUACCGCAGGAGGUGAGUCAGAGUGAGCUCUUCCCCAAGGAGGAGCUGAGUCCCGGACAGUAUGAUAUGACGGAGUGCCAGGCUGCCCUUGCUCCUGUGAGGCCCACCCAUAGCUCUGUGCGGCAAGUCGAGGACGGUCUUACCUUCCCAGAAGUGCAGGAAGAAGUUGGCUCUGUCCAAUGUGUAUGUGUUUCAGAUUAUUCUGACUCUACUGAAGUCAAAUUUGAAGAGCUUAAAAACGUCAAACUAGAAGAGGAGGAGGAGGAGGAGGAGGAGGAGGAACAAGAAGUGGCUGCCUUGGAUCUUUCUGUGAAUCCUGCUUCUUUAGGGGAACGCCUUGUCUUCUCGGGUUCCAAAAAGAAGUCGUCAUGUAGCCUGGGCUCCAGUUCUUCACAGGAUUCUGUUUCUUCUGAUUCAGAAACUAGUGAGCCUCUAUCCUGCCGAGCCCAAGGGCAAAUGGGAGUUCUCACUGUGCACAGCUAUGCCAAAGGGGACAACAGGGUCGCCAUGGGAGAGCCAUGCCUGAGGAAGAAAGGGGGCGCCACCGGAAGUGUCAGCGAGCGGGAGCUGGCCGAGAUUGCAGAUGAGUACAUGUUUUCCCUGGAGGAGAAUAAGAAGUCUAAGGGCCGUCGUCAGCCCUUAAGCAAGCUCCCCCGCCAUCACCCACUUGUGCUGCAGGACUGUGUCAGUGACGAUGAGACAUCUGAGCAGCCGACUCCUGAGGAGGAGGCUGAGGAGACAGAGGCCUGGGCCAAGCCCCUGAGCCAGCUGUGGCAGAACCGACCCCCGAACUUUGAGGCCGAGAAGGAAUUCAAUGAGACCAUGGCCCAGCAGGCCCCUCACUGUGCCGUCUGUAUGAUCUUUCAGACUUAUCAUCAGGUUGAGUUUGGAGGCCUUAGUCAGAGCUGUGGAAAUGCUGCAGAUUUAGCCCCCCAGAAGCAGAGGACCAAGCCACUGAUUCCAGAAAUGUGCUUUACCUCAACUGGCUGCAGUACGGACAUCAACCUUUCUACCCCUUACCUUGAGGAGGAUGGCACCAGCAUUCUGGUUUCCUGCAAAAAGUGCAGUGUUCGGGUCCACGCCAGUUGCUAUGGGGUCCCCCCUGCAAAGGCUUCUGAAGACUGGAUGUGUUCUAGGUGUUUGGCCAAUGCCCUGGAGGAGGACUGCUGUUUAUGCUCAUUACGAGGAGGAGCCCUACAGAGAGCAAAUGACGACAGGUGGGUCCACGUCUCAUGUGCUGUGGCAAUUCUGGAAGCAAGGUUUGUCAACAUUGCAGAAAGAAGUCCAGUGGAUGUGAGCAAAAUCCCCCUGCCCCGCUUCAAACUGAAAUGUGUUUUCUGCAAGAAGCGGAGGAAAAGAAAUGCUGGCUGCUGUGUGCAGUGUUCCCAUGGCCGUUGCCCAACUGCCUUCCAUGUGAGCUGUGCCCAGGCUGCUGGCGUGAUGAUGCAGCCAGACGACUGGCCCUUCGUCGUCUUCAUCACCUGCUUCAGGCACAAGAUUCCCAACUUGGAGCGUGCCAAGGGCGCCUUGCAGAGCAUCACUGCAGGGCAGAAGGUCAUCAGCAAGCACAAGAAUGGGCGCUUUUAUCAGUGUGAGGUGGUCAGGCUCACCACUGAGACCUUCUAUGAAGUCAACUUUGAUGAUGGCUCCUUCAGUGACAAUCUCUACCCUGAAGACAUAGUGAGUCAGGACUGUCUCCAGUUGGGUCCUCCUGCUGAAGGGGAAGUGGUCCAAGUGAGAUGGACAGAUGGCCAAGUCUAUGGAGCCAAGUUUGUGGCUUCCCACCCCAUCCAGAUGUACCAGGUGGAGUUUGAGGAUGGCUCACAGCUUGUGGUUAAGAGAGACGAUGUGUACACGCUGGAUGAAGAGCUUCCCAAGAGAGUCAAGUCUAGACUGUCAGUAGCCUCAGACAUGCGCUUCAACGAGAUUUUUACGGAGAAAGAGGUUAAACAGGAAAAGAAACGGCAACGAGUCAUCAACUCAAGAUACCGGGAAGAUUACAUUGAGCCUGCAUUAUACCGGGCCAUCAUGGAAUAGGUGCUUCCAGGGGCCAAGAGAUUUCCAGCCAUCAAGGCGAGAGCAUCCUGGGGUUCCACAGCACAGCAGACACUUGGAACUCUGAAGUCUCUAAAAGUGAAGUUGUAAAAUGAAAGGAGUGAAAUAACCAGCCCCGUCAUCAUCUUACCCCACCCUCAUCAGGUCGCUGUAGUGAAUGGACAACUGUUCUUGGACACGUGGCAGCAGCUGCUGAUCUCACAGCUGAGGGGCUGAGCACUGGAAUGCUGUGGCUGCAUUGGCCCCAGUCUGUAAUGGGAUCAGCUGUGCUGGCUGGGUUGGUUGCCCUGUUCCUCGCCUAGGACUUAGCUUCCUAAUGAUCACCUGCACCAACUAGGCAGAGGUGCUGGUGCUUACCCCCACCCACCUUUUGUAUUUAUGUGUGUGUGUGUGUGUGUGUGUGUAUGUGUGUGGUGUGUGUGUGUGUACACGGACCAGCUUCUGCCAGCCCCAGGCCUUUACUUCUUUCUUUGCCUAUCCAGGGCAAACAAAAUGUGAAAUUCUGCCCUCAGCUGAGCUGAAUAAGGGCCCCUAAGGGAUGGCUGGAAAUGGAUGUGACAUGUCUGUCCCUGAAACUGCCUCAAGGGAGUGCUGACAAAGUUGCAGUGUUGAGAUGCCGAGGAGUUAAUGCCACCUCUUCAUCUCUCUUGAAGAAGAUAGGGGUACCGUGGGUGUGUGCUCACAUCACUCUAGGCACAGAGCCCCUUGUGGCACAGUAUUAGAGGGUGUGGGUGAGGGAAUACCCUGAAGAGCGACUUUAAUGAUGGAAGCAGGCAGAGCCUGGUAGGUGAUUCUGUCAACAGAAAAUUGCAAUCAUGCAGGGGCUGGGUGGGUUAAGAUGAAUUGGGGCCACUGGAGACCAGGGGCAGGUUUAGAUGUGCCCUGGUCUGAGGGUGGGAGGGUGCUGAUUUGGGAGGGGGUGGGAAUGGAGGGCAACACUGAAGGGGUUAGCAGGUUUUUGCUCCUCAUGAAUUUGCCUGGGCCCAGGAUUGGAGGGCUUCACACCUAUACCCUGUGUAUACAAGAAUCAGAUUUAUAAUACUUCCCUUUUUUUUUUGUUACGUAUGAACGCUAUAAACCAAAUUAUUUUGAAAA
Molecule: messenger RNA, 4508 nt
Organism: Manis pentadactyla (Chinese pangolin)
Lineage: Eukaryota; Metazoa; Chordata; Mammalia; Pholidota; Manidae
Gene: KDM4A
Product: lysine demethylase 4A
Exons: 22
Coding region: 144-3395 (1083 amino acids)
Biological process (GO): chromatin remodeling
Cellular component (GO): nucleus
Molecular function (GO): histone H3K36 demethylase activity; histone H3K9 demethylase activity
Source: RefSeq, a predicted model, not a curated record